AUGAGUUCUACAAGCAAAGCGUGGACGGUGGCUGUAAGCAUCGGAGCUGUAGAGGCGUUAAAAGACCAAUUGGGUCUUUGUCGAUGGAACUACAUACUCAGGUCGGCGAAUCAGCAUUUAAGAAACAACAUGAGAUCUGUUUCUCAGGGAAAAAGGUUUUCAUCGUCUGUCGCCGCCGCCGUGAACUCUUCUGGUGAUAGUGAAAAGGCCAAGAAAGCUGAAGAAUCGCUUAGAACGGUCAUGUAUUUGAGCUGUUGGGGUCCUAAUUGA
This is a messenger RNA of Microthlaspi erraticum, 270 nucleotides long. The record is from the annotation of a GenBank genome assembly. NCBI's taxonomy places the organism in Eukaryota, Viridiplantae, Streptophyta, Magnoliopsida, Brassicales, Brassicaceae.